Molecule: messenger RNA, 687 nt
Organism: Gloeophyllum trabeum ATCC 11539
Lineage: Eukaryota; Fungi; Basidiomycota; Agaricomycetes; Gloeophyllales; Gloeophyllaceae
Exons: 6
Coding region: 1-687 (228 amino acids)
Cellular component (GO): nucleus
Source: RefSeq, a predicted model, not a curated record
AUGGAAGAAUCGAUCCCGUCGCUCUCAUCUGGCACGGUCGGGUCUCGCUUCGUAUCUCAAGAUGAAAUCGAGACAACCCGGAAGAGGAGGGAGGAACAGUGGAAAGCUGCGUAUGCACGAUUGGGUCAAGAGCCCCCACCACAGCCUACUGAAGACUCGUACGACGGGAGAAGCUUAGCAGAGAAACUUGCUGCAAACAAAGCAGCAAAGCAGGAAGAAUGGGAAGAGCGGAAUCGUUUAGCAAAUCAAUUCCGGGCCCUCGAGGAAGACGAAGUACUGUUUUUAGAUACCGUGCGAGAGAGGCAGGAAGAAGAGGAACGCGCUCGCCAGGAACAGGACAACGAAGAAUUGAGAUCCUUCAGACAGGCCGUAGCUGCUCGCGAAGCCUUGGCUAACAAGUCGUCCCCUGUGCUGACCGAUACAACUGGGACACCUCAGAGUUCAGGGAAUGGCGCAAAGCCGUCCUCAGGUGUAACCACCGGUAGCAAACCGGCCAAGCCGGCCAACACGGCUUCUACUGGGAAGAGCGCGAAGAACUCUCUGAAAGGGGUGCUGGUCAAGAAGAAGCAGAAGAAAGUGGCGUCUUCUGCCGCGUCGACUGAGACUGCAAAGAGACCCAAUACCGAUCAAGCCAACGAAUCUGAAUCCCAACCAGCGUCGAAAAAACAGAAAGUUACAGAGUCCUGA